GAGAAAUCACUUGGUGCUGGCAUCAGCAAAACGUGUGAAAGCGCUGCUACUUGAGGAAAUCGCGUUAGAUAAGCUAACUGACGGAGGCGCUGAUGAAGAUGGACUUUUGCGCCAAUCUGAGGAGCUGCAUAAUUUUGCGCUGAAGUUAUCAUUGGAAAUGUUCGGCGAAGUGAACGUGCAAACAGCUAAGCACUACGGCAAUUUAGGCCGACUUUAUCAAACUAUGAAUCGAUUUGAGGAAGCGGAACGUAUGCAUCUAAAAGCAAUACAAAUUAAAACAGAUCUUUUGGGUGCCUAUGAUUAUGAAGUGGGUCUGUCGAUUGGUCACUUGGCUUCACUUUAUAAUUAUCAUAUGGGAAAAUAUCGCGAAGCAGAAUCAUUGUACAUGCGCAGCAUUGAGAUUAGUUUACGGCUAUUCGGAAAAUCGUAUUCAGGACUAGAAUAUGACUACUUAG
Molecule: messenger RNA, 455 nt
Organism: Rhagoletis zephyria (snowberry fruit fly)
Lineage: Eukaryota; Metazoa; Arthropoda; Insecta; Diptera; Tephritidae
Product: amyloid protein-binding protein 2-like
Biological process (GO): proteasome-mediated ubiquitin-dependent protein catabolic process; intracellular protein transport
Cellular component (GO): Cul2-RING ubiquitin ligase complex
Molecular function (GO): protein binding; ubiquitin-like ligase-substrate adaptor activity
Source: RefSeq, a predicted model, not a curated record